Messenger RNA from Pelobates fuscus (common spadefoot toad), 1108 nucleotides. Its product is annotated as proteinase-activated receptor 1-like. The coding region runs from base 156 to 1043 and encodes 295 amino acids. Lineage: Eukaryota; Metazoa; Chordata; Amphibia; Anura; Pelobatidae. The record is from RefSeq and is a predicted model, not a curated record. The transcript has 2 exons. Gene Ontology annotation, cellular component: plasma membrane. Gene Ontology annotation, biological process: blood coagulation; positive regulation of Rho protein signal transduction; phospholipase C-activating G protein-coupled receptor signaling pathway. Gene Ontology annotation, molecular function: thrombin-activated receptor activity.
AGGGACCUCAGUUAAGAAAAAGGAUAAAUGAGUCAUUUAUUACACAUGAGACAGUUGACAAUCAAAAUGAAACAGUCGAUCAUUUAGUAGUAAACACUGGAGUAAACUUAUAUACAGUGUCUAAACUUGGAACGUUCUAUCUGACCAGUGUGUGGAUGACUAAGUUUAUUCCAUCAGUGUACACAGUAGUAUUCAUUGUGUCACUGCCACUGAAUAUAAUGGCAAUCAUCAUCUUCCUCGUCAAGAUGAAGAUCAGAAAGCCGGCCGUGGUCUAUAUGUUGAACCUGGCAGUUGCUGAUGUAUUGUUUGCUAGUACAUUACCUUUCAAAAUAAUUUAUCAUUUCUCUGGAAACAACUGGAUCUUUGGUUCCGGAAUGUGCCGUUUUGUCACAGCGACCUUUUACUAUAACAUGUACUGCUCCAUUCUGCUCAUUACGGCUAUCAGCGUGGACAGGUUCCUGGGAGUGGUCUUUCCAAUCCAAUCUCUUUCCUGGCGCACCGUGCGUCGUUCCUGGGUGGUCUGCAUUCUAAUCUGGGCGAUUUCAAUAGCUAGUACAGUAUCCGUAUUCAUAACCGAGCAAACAAAAAACAUUGCGGUAUUGAACAUCAUCACCUGUCACGAUGUGGUAGAUUUAAAAAGACAAGACACUUUUUGUUUUCUUUUCUUUUUCAUUCCCUUAAUCUUCACAACCAUGUCUUAUAUUGGAAUCAUUCGCAGCCUCAGAUCCUCAACUAUCGGUAAUGCUUUAAAGAGAAGACAAGCUGUGUUUCUUUCACUUAUCGUGUUUUGCAUUUUUGUGAUGUGUUUUGGGACAACCAAUGUCAUCUUUCUAUCUCACUAUGUGAAUUUACUGAAUGACAUUGUCAAUGACAAUCUGCAUUUUGUCAGUAUCCUGUGUGUCUGUGUUGGCAGUAUUAGCUGUUGUCUUGACCCACUCCUUUAUUACUAUGUGUCCCCAGAAUGUCAGAUGUAUCUGUACAGGUUAUUCUGUGAUAAGGACACCACUAGUAUGAGCAGAACCAAAGCACUCUUACAAAAAUAGCUCCUACUGACACAUCUGAAAUGAUACGCAUAAUCCAUUGCUUGUGAUAAAUCCAGAAAAUUUGU